CAAAGUACUCCAUAGGUCGAGUAAGUAUCAACAUUAUCCAGGCACAAUUGACGCCAGGCCAGACCCAACCACACCAGACCAGGAACGAGGAUGGAGAUAGGCGGGUUAGCACAUUUCUGGGAGAAUCUUUUCCUCAAUCACCCGCCACCGAGAACAAAAAGUGAAAAAGGUUCUUCUUGGACGACCUCAAGCUCCCGUGUUCGGCGCGAGUCACGUGCGGCGUUUCCUCCCCGUGUUUGCGGUGACCUGUAUCGUGCUUCUACUCAUCUCGAGCGCCGGCUCAUUCGGAGAUGGCAGCACUGAAAUGUCAUACAAGUCCACACUGGCAACCGGUCAUUUCCCCAAGAAGAUCUGGCAGACGUGGAAGGUCGAUCCAUUAGGAUUUGAGGCCAGAGAUCUGACGACAGCAAAGACAUGGACGGCGAAGAACCCUGACUACCGAUAUGAAGUCUUGACGGACCAGAACGAUCUUCAUUAUGUCGAAACACACUUCGGCCCGUCCGGCUUCAACAGGGUGGACAUUGUGCGAGUAUAUCGUUCCCUGCAACUGAAGAUCAUCAAGGCGGAUCUACUACGAUAUCUGGUCAUGUACGUGGAAGGAGGCGUCUAUACAGACAUUGAUGUUGAGGCGCUCAAGCCUAUCCCUCGAUUCAUCCCCGAUAGAUACGACGAGCGAUCAUUGGAUAUGGUGAUCGGCAUCGAAAUUGACCAGCCCGAGUUCAACAAUCACAGUAUUCUCGGAAAAAAGUCGCAGUCCUUCUGCCAGUGGACGUUCAUGAGUAAGCCACGGUUGCCGGUGAUGAUGAUGCUGAUCAACGACAUUGUCAAAUGGCUUAACUCGGUCGCGAGGCAACAGAAAGUGCCAAUCUCAGAAAUCCAGCUUGGGUUCGACGAGGUCAUCAGCGGGACUGGUCCUUCAGCAUUCACCAAGGCGAUUCUCGACCAUAUGUCGAUGAAGGCCGAGCGCCCAGUGACAUGGCUCGACAACUUCCAUAACUUGGGAGAGUCGAAAUUGGUUGGAGAUGUUUUAGUUCUCACCGUGGAAGCCUUUGCUGCAGGCCAGGGCCAUUCAGACUCGGGUAACCACAACGCGAAAACGGCACUUGUGAAGCAUCACUAUCAUGCAUCCGGGUGGCCUGCUAUGCACCCUCGCUACAACCACCCGGUCUAUGGGGAAGUGGAGAAAUGCAACUGGGAUGCCGAGUGUGUCAGGCAGUGGGACGCAAAUAAGGCCGCCUUUGACGCUCUUCCUCCAGAUGAGCAGAUCAAGCAGAUCGCAAUGAAGGGGAACUCGGAUGCCAACAAGAAGCUUGGAUUGUAG
This is a messenger RNA of Exophiala mesophila, 1321 nucleotides long. RefSeq lists its product as uncharacterized. The transcript is spliced from 2 exons. Gene Ontology annotation, molecular function: alpha-1,6-mannosyltransferase activity. Gene Ontology annotation, cellular component: mannan polymerase complex. The record is from RefSeq and is a predicted model, not a curated record. Gene Ontology annotation, biological process: protein N-linked glycosylation. Lineage: Eukaryota; Fungi; Ascomycota; Eurotiomycetes; Chaetothyriales; Herpotrichiellaceae. The coding region runs from base 305 to 1321 and encodes 338 amino acids.